Cydia splendana is the source of this 463-nucleotide messenger RNA. RefSeq lists its product as uncharacterized. The transcript has a single exon. NCBI's taxonomy places the organism in Eukaryota, Metazoa, Arthropoda, Insecta, Lepidoptera, Tortricidae. The record is from RefSeq and is a predicted model, not a curated record. The coding region runs from base 1 to 312 and encodes 103 amino acids.
AUGGCCACGCGCCCGCCCGAGACUGGCACGCCCGAGGAGCCCGUUGUCACCAAGUACACCGCGCCAACGCUGGCCAGCAUCACCGAGUCGCUGUCCCUGCUCGGGCUCAGCCCCGAGACGCUCGCGAUGAGCUUCGGCGAGACGCUAGCCGACCGCUACCUGGCCGCGUUGCGCCCCAAGCCUGCGCCGGCGCCCGUGGAGCGGCCGUCGCUCGGCGGCUGCGGCGCCCCUCGCCGCACGCCGCUCGCCGACCCCUCGCAACUCCAACUCUUCUCCAGCGACUUCAUCGACUACUUAAACCAGAUCGCGUAACUCCUCCGUGUCUGUAGAACUUUUUCGUGUUUUGGUGUGAUCCUCACAGACUCUUCAUAACGCGUCUAGUGACAGACGCUAGGAAUAAUUUCUGUUAAAUUAAGUUGGUAUUAUUGGAAAUAAUUUAUAUUAUAUGUCGGUUUAGAUCGUA